AUGGCGGAUUAUAAAAUCAGGCAGGCUGUAGAGAGUGAUUGUGAGGAGAUACUUCGGCUUAUACAGGAGUUGGCUGACUUCGAAAAAAUGGGAGACAAAGUGGACAUGACUGUCGAAAUGCUGAGGAGAGAUGGAUUCGGGGAACAGAAAUUUUUCCAGUGCCUUGUUGUUGAAGAUACGACUGCGAAAGGAGCGGAGGGCACGGCUGUCCUGUGGGGGUAUGCCUUGUAUUACUACGCCUAUUCAACAUGGUCAGGUCGUGUGAUGUACCUUGAGGACCUCUAUAUAUCACCUGACAAACGAGGGCGAGGUAUCGGUACCAAAGUCUUCCAACAAGUAGCACAGAUUGGAAUAGCUAAUGACUGUACAAGGAUGCAGUGGGUGGCCCUGAACUGGAAUAAGUCGGCCAUAGAUUUCUACAAGGCACGUGGAGCAUGGGAUCUGACCGAGUCAGAGAAAUGGAACGUAUUCCGGAUGGACAGACCAGAGAUGGAACAGUUAGCAAAGUCAGACUGA
This is a messenger RNA of Ylistrum balloti, 516 nucleotides long. Its product is annotated as thialysine N-epsilon-acetyltransferase-like. Gene Ontology annotation, molecular function: N-acetyltransferase activity. The transcript has 5 exons. The record is from RefSeq and is a predicted model, not a curated record. Lineage: Eukaryota; Metazoa; Mollusca; Bivalvia; Pectinida; Pectinidae. The coding region runs from base 1 to 516 and encodes 171 amino acids.